Molecule: messenger RNA, 3867 nt
Organism: Helianthus annuus (common sunflower)
Lineage: Eukaryota; Viridiplantae; Streptophyta; Magnoliopsida; Asterales; Asteraceae
Product: WD repeat-containing protein 62
Exons: 20
Coding region: 110-3784 (1224 amino acids)
Biological process (GO): mitotic spindle organization; regulation of mitotic cell cycle
Cellular component (GO): mitotic spindle
Molecular function (GO): protein binding
Source: RefSeq, a predicted model, not a curated record
AUAUCAAAUUUAAACUUAUCCACACAAAACGCACAUAUGACAUAACGUUAUACUCAUUUGUAUUUCUUUCCCGCUUCAUCCUCUCUUCAAACCCUAAUUUCAAUCGAAGAUGAAGCCAAUUCGCAAGCUCAAGAAGCCACAAUCUUCUUGUUCGAAGUUUGAGUUGGAAGAGAUCAUUGGAUUGACGGUGAGGAAUGCGAACGGUUUCGCUUCUAGUGGUUUCGAUUCGAAGUUUGCUUAUACGGCAGGGUGUGUUGCGGUGCUGUAUGACGUUGAUUUAGGGACUCAAUCGCACUUUGUGGUUUCGAAUCGGUUGCCGAAGCCUUUGGCCUGUGUUGCUGUGUCUCAUGAUGGAAGCUACAUUGCAGCUGGAGAGUCAGGGAAGCAAUCUGCUGUCAUAGUAUGGAGCUCUGCAUCUUUGGCUUCCAUUUCAGAACUAAAUGGCCAUCGAUAUGGUGUAGCUUGCACUGCUUUCUCACCUGAUGGUAAACAUCUGGUGUCAGUAGGAACCCCUCAAGAUGGAUACCUUUGUCUUUGGGAUUGGCGCAGCGGGACACUAAUUAAAAAGCUGAAAACAUGUUCACCCUUUUCUGAUGUCGCCUCGGUUAGCUUCUCAGCAGAUGGAAAGUGCAUCUUAACUGCUGGAAAAAAACACAUAAAGAUAUGGACCGUUGGAUUGCCUGUAAAAUCUCGAGCUAAAACUGAGGCAGUAUCACUAACAAUGCAUGGAAAACAUGUUAAUCUUGGUCAUCACAAAGGCUGCACAUUUACAGAUAUUGCAUCUCCGGUUAAGAUUAAUGGGAAUGUAGCUGACGUAAAUGGUGGUGAUUUCGUACUUGUAUAUGCGCUAACAAGUUCAGGUGUUCUAUGUGUUCUACAUGGUGGGUUGACAAUUACACAAUCAGUGAAUCUAAUGGUUGAGAAAGGCUAUGCGUUAUCCACAUCACAGGAGUUCAUUGCAUGUGCAUGCAACAAUGGGAUUGUGAAAUUGUACACUGUCGGUUCUCUUGAAUAUGCUGGAGACUUGCAUUAUAGUGAUGACAAAGAAAACAAGGCUACCUUUCCAGAUGCAAUAGCUUGUCACUUUUCUACCUCAGAAAAGCUCGUGGUGGUUUACAGAAACCAGAGUCUCUACGUUUGGAACAUUCAUGGAAAAUUCCAGGCUACCAAGUGUUGUGUGCUAGUUUCACAUAGUGGGUGCAUAUGGGAUAUCAAGAAUCUUUCAUGUGAAAACAUGCAUGAUCCAUCUCUUGCAUGUGUUGCUAGAGGCUGUACUGGCGGAGUUUCCUUUGCGACAUGUUCAGCAGAUGGUACUAUUAGGUUAUGGGAUCUUGCCUUGCAAUCUGCAUCAACAGAAAGGAAGUCAACGUUUGCCAUAGGUCAACAUCAUGUCACUACUGAACCACUUGACACUUUGUGGUUAGUAGGUGCUGGAACUUUUGAACGUGAGUCGGUGGUAUCAGGUGUUAUCACUAAAGGGUAUCGAUCUAUGGCAGUUAGCUCAGAUGGAAAGCACCUUGCUGCUGGUGAUUCUGAUGGAAACCUGCAUAUUUUCAACUUAUACACAUCUGAUUAUACAUGCAUACAGGAUGUUCAUGUAGGAGAAGUUCUUUCCUUGAAUUUCAGCGUGCCAGUCAAAAAAAGUAUCAAUUCUGUUGAGGAUUCAGAAAGCUACUACUUUCUAGCAUCAAGUGGACGCGAUAAAACGAUACAUCUUUUUGAUGUAAACAGGAACUUUCAUCCGAUUGCCCGUAUUGAUGAUCAUUCAGCUGCCGUGUCUUCGGUAAAACUCACUGGAAAUGGGCACAAAAUCAUCAGUUGUGGUUCUGAUAGGUCCCUAAUCUUUCAUGAAGUUGCUGGAAGCGAUAAAGACUAUAAUAUUUCUGAUCCACAUCAGCAAAAAGCAUCUCAUGGAACUAUAUAUGAUAUCGCCAUCGAUCCAACGACAGAGACAGCUGUUACAGUGGGACAGGAUAAGAAGAUAAACAUUUUGGACAUUGCUGCUGGGCAAGUAAUUAGAUCAUUUAAACAGGGUGGAGAUUUCGGAGACCCAAACAAAGUUUGUGUGGACCCCAGUUGUAGCUAUGUGGUGUGCUCAUACUCCGAUAAGUCCAUCUGCAUGUACGAUAUUACAAAUGGCGAGAUGGUUGCACGCGCAACAGGGCACGGUGAAGCAGUUAACGGAAUCAUCUUUUUACCUGACUGCAAACAUCUGGUUUCUGUAGGAAGUGAUGGCUGUAUAUUUGUUUGGAAAGUGCCUGUACUCUUGACAUCGAGGAUGUUGUUGAGGAUCAAGGAAAGCUCUCAUCCGUUGUCCCCAAACAUCAAUUCUCAGCGAACAGCUGCGGGUCAAAUUAAAUAUUAUGAAGAAAAUUAUCUCAGAUCGCGAUCCGCUGCUACAACUAUGCUUCGUGAAGGAAAGUGUCCUCAAGAGACACCAACGUUUAGAUUUAGUAUAUCCAGACUUCCACAGUGGGCUAAAUCUAAAGUCACAAGUCCUUUUGUCAUGCCCAUGGACCCUAUACCAUCUGAGGAAAUUAGACUAGAAGAUCAUUCUCCCUCCAAAUCAACAAGUGCGGGAAAUGCUCCUAUGAAUCUUUCUUUACAUACACCGUCCAAUCAUAAUCAAAGAUCAUCCAGAAAUUUAUCUGAUCCUAGUUACAGCAAAGAUUCAACCACCCAAGCAACUUGCAGGAGCUUUGCUUUGGACAGGCGCUGGUUCACCAUUCACACUGUAUGUUUAGAUCUUCUAAAUUCUCCCGAGGCAUACAAUGUGAAGGAACGAAUGGUGCCCUUAUCUUCAGACUUAUCACAAAGCCCUGCUUUAGAGGAAACCGAAAUCGAGCUCAUGGAACACUCGUCCAUGAAACCUAGUGUGACCAAAUUGAACCCUACAUCUGACAACUACAACAGUAACUGUGAUGUUGAGCAGGCUGCAUGCGUAAACAUUGACAUUAAAGUGAAUGGAUCUGGUUGUUUAAGCCAUCAUGCUUUAGGGGAAGAACUUUCCGUCGAAAAUUCAAAGCAGCUGCGGCUUUCUACAUCUGUGAACGAAGUUGCUGCUGAUAACUGCUUCCUGAAUUCUGGCAAUAAUUCAGCAAUCUCCAAGUCCAAGUUAGAAUCACCUAAAUCAUCUGCAAGGAAAAGCUAUUCUGCACGGUUUACUGUGUGGCGGGAUCUUGUUCGUGGUCAAACCUUGGUAGUUGACUCGCCUAUCAUGGACCUUUGUCAAACUACAAACACGGCAAAAGAAAUCAGUCUCACCAAACAGGAGGAUUCAGAAAGAGGAAGUAGUAACCAAGAGGGCACAGCAAGCUCAAACACACUACCACCAAACUCGCUAAGCCCAAACCGCAUUGCCUCCCAAAGUAAUUCAAGUUCUUCCUCAUCAAAGUCAACAGAAGUCAAAACAACAGAGAUCAAGGACCAACAAGUCUGUGACAUGAUCAGAAACGAAAAACACAACAUAUUCGAUGCUUGUGUAGAAGCGUUAAGAAGUUUGGACGCCUCAAGCAAGACUGCCCUUGAGGUAUGCUCUAGACUAAGAGACGUGACAUCGACGCACGAGAACAGUGCAGAAGCAUCUGAAGCCCAGUUUUGUGCAGAGGCAGCAGUAAUGCUUCCAUCAAUAGCCAGAAAUGUACAGGAAAUUGUCAAGUUUGCAAGUUCGUGUGGUGUAGGCAAAGUGGAUAUCCCCGGUUUUGAACCGUUGUUAGGAAAGUUUGCUGAGAGUUUAUCUCAAAGGGUUAUUGAAUUACUUAAGGAGAGCUGCACAAGUUCAUGAUAAACGGUGUAUAUAUAAGGUGGUUUCAUAUUUUCAAUAUCAAUAUCACAAUAUCCUCUUAAUCGGAAAUAACAUUUUCUUUA